CCCAUGAGAUCGCUUAGGCUGGGUUCCAACUCCCUCCUCCAUAUAAAAUCACGCAGCACUCUUCGGUGCCUUAAGUACCCCGCAAGGAUCGUCAUCUGGCUUAACCCUGGACGCUGGAAAAGCAUGUAUUAAGAUUUGGUAUAAAAUACGGGCCGUAGCCGCAAAGGGACGACGUCUGAAACCGGUGUUUGCAGUCUACAUCAAGUAUGAUUCUUUUUUGGGUACCUUGUGUGUUCAUAUUGUUAGCCGGCUGGGUCUCAGGGGAAGCGAUUACUGCCACUGGAACAAACUUUACUCUUACUGGAGACAACGUGUCGUACCUAUUUCAAAUCGAUCCAACAACAGGGGAUAUCAUAUCGGACCACUUCGGAGGUCCGGCAGACGAUUUCGUACCACCCGCGUACGUGUUCUCCAACGGAUGGAAUGCCGGGUUAGCUACCAAGCGACGAGAAUUUCCGGACAUCGGGCGUAGCGACUUUAGAUUGCCUGCAAUACACAUCGAGCAUUCGGAUGGAAGCACUGUAUCGGAGUUUACGUAUCAAUCGCACGAGAUCUUUGCCGGAAAGCCGACUCUGCCGGGACUACCCUCAACUUACGGCACAGAGGACGACGUCUCAACCUUACUAGUAAAGCUGUAUGACAACUACUGGGACGUUUCCGCGGUGCUGUCAUAUUCUAUCUUCCCGCAUUACAAUGCUAUCGCAAGAAGUUUUAAAAUCACAAACAAUGGCACGAGAAACAUUACUAUUCAAAGAGCCGCCAGCUUUAGUACGGACUUCCCGAACCUUGAUCUUAACAUGAUCGAAGUACAUGGGGACUGGGCACAUGAGUUCAAUCGCGUCGAACGGACUGUCGAUUAUGGCGAGACAACGUUCCGAAGCACCGAAGGGUUCUCUUCCCACUUGCAUAAUCCCUUCUUUGCUCUUGUUUCUCCCGCCACCACGGAAAGCACUGGAGAAGCUUGGGGCUUCAACCUGGUAUAUACUGGAAGUUUUGCAGCCACCGUCGAGCGAUUUUCACAUGGGUUUGUACGCAUACUACUCGGCCUAAAUCCACUACACACCAACAUAAACGUCGGUCCAGGAGACAUUUUCACUUCCCCCGAAGCGGUUGCAGUCUAUUCGUCUCAAGGUCUGGGAGGCAUGUCAAGGUCAUUUCAUGACCUAUAUCGUAAUCAUCUAUCUCGAUCUGGUUUUACCAACCAGACACGGCCUAUCCUUCUCAACUCAUGGGAGGGAAACGAGUUUGACAUCAAUGAGACAUCCUUAGUAAAAUUGGCCGGCGAAGCCCAAGAGCUCGGCGUGGAGCUUUUCGUCAUGGACGAUGGAUGGUUUGGUGUGGAGUAUCCUAGAAACAACGAUUCUCUUGGCCUUGGAGAUUGGACACCCAAUCCUGCGAAGUUCCCUCACGGUCUCAAGCCAUUCGUUGAGCAAGUCAACAACUAUACCGUCCGCAACACCUCUCGGUCCUUGAAGUUUGGUAUCUGGGUGGAGCCGGAGAUGGUGAACCCGAACUCCACAUUAUACAAGCAACAUCCGGACUGGGUAAUGCAUUCUGGCAGGCACACCAGAACCCUGACACGGAAUCAGCUUGUACUCAAUGUGGGCCUCCCGGAGGUGCAGGAUCAUAUCAUCAGCUCGGUCUCGCGAAUUAUUGAAUCCGCCAACAUUGAAUAUAUCAAAUGGGAUAACAACCGCGGUAUCCACCAACAAGGUCAUCCGUCAGACGACUAUGCGUACAUGUUGGGUCUUUACCGCGUCAUAGACAACCUGACUACCACCUAUCCCCAUGUUCUCUUUGAAGGGUGCGCAUCGGGUGGUGGGCGUUUCGAUGCAGGUCUACUUCAUUAUUGGCCACAGCACUGGACCUCCGACAAUACCGAUGCGUCCGAUCGACUCACCAUACAGCUGGGCACUUCGUUGGUUUAUCCGCCGUCAGCGAUGGGCUGCCAUGUCUCUGCUAUUCCCAACGGGGUCACAAAACGGAACAUCUCAAUGGAAUACCGCUCACAUGUGGCAAUGAUGUGCGGCUCUUUCGGUUUCGAGUUGAAUCCUUCGGAGAUGAGCGAAGAUGAACAGAAAGCAGUACCAGCAAUCAUUGAACAGGCUCAGGCCAUUAACCCACUUGUCCUAUCCGGCUCAUUCCACCGCUUGGCUAUACCCGAUAAAAGCAAUUGGCCGGCAGCACAGUUUGUGUCUAGAACGGGAGAUCAGUCUGUUGUGUUUGCGUUUCAGCAGAAAGCUACGACGAAACCAUCCGUACCCCCGCUGAAGCUACAAGGACUUGACUCUAAAGCGCGGUAUUCAAAUACACUAGAUAACGGGACUUACAGCGGGGCAACUUAUAUGAACGCGGGUUUAAAUAUACGCUUUCCAACUGGAGACUACAAGAGCAAGAUCAUCUGGCUGAACAGGCAGUGAUCAGUGUUGCCGGCCGGCCAUGUCGACUUAUGGAUACAAACGAUCGGAUUCGAGUUGCUCAUGUCUUCAUCUGGCGCCGCAUCUUGUGGGCUCUUUCAACUGUUGUCUGUCACCGUCGGUGUAGCUUCAUCUGGACGGGCAAGGAGCACCCCCCAUGCUUUUUCGUAACGUCAAGUCCUGACACCUCUAGCAACUGCUGCAGUGGAGCUUCCGCCAUUCACUUGCAUCUAAUGCUCAAACAUGUAUUUCUCUGGUGU
Molecule: messenger RNA, 2677 nt
Organism: Westerdykella ornata
Lineage: Eukaryota; Fungi; Ascomycota; Dothideomycetes; Pleosporales; Sporormiaceae
Product: alpha-galactosidase
Exons: 3
Coding region: 207-2420 (737 amino acids)
Biological process (GO): carbohydrate catabolic process
Molecular function (GO): alpha-galactosidase activity
Source: RefSeq, a predicted model, not a curated record